This is a messenger RNA of Neurospora tetraspora, 865 nucleotides long. RefSeq lists its product as uncharacterized. NCBI's taxonomy places the organism in Eukaryota, Fungi, Ascomycota, Sordariomycetes, Sordariales, Sordariaceae. The coding region runs from base 94 to 531 and encodes 145 amino acids. The record is from RefSeq and is a predicted model, not a curated record. The transcript has 2 exons.
UCCUCUUUCUCCAUCCUAGCCACAACUAAAGUGUCGUUGAUCCAGCACUUACUUGACACCCUUCUGCUCAUUACUCUAGUCAAACCAGUCAAUAUGUUCUUCUCCAAGCUUGCCUUUGCUCUUUCCACCUUUAUCGGGCUGGCGGCCAUCCAGGGCUCGUACGGCCAACCCACCGGCGCCGUCGCCGCCGUCGCCGCCGUUCCUCCCGCUCCUCCCGGCCUCAGCUUCUUAUACUCCCUUAACUGCACCCUCGGCACACAGAUCCCCGUUGGCACCGGUCCGCGCGGCACGAGGAUUGUGAUUCCUAUUGUUGGGGGGACUUUUCAGGGUCCUAAGUUGAAGGGCAAGAUCCUCAACCUCGGAGCCGACUGGGCCCUCUCCAGCACCAGCACCAGCGGUGCCGAAAGCACGGUCAACGUCGACACGCGCUACCAGCUUGUUACGGACGACGGCGCCAAUAUUUUUAUUCAGACUCGGGGCAUGCUGCCUUCCCAGACACGUGGGAAUCGGUCGACCAAGUCAUCCAGUUGAAAGUUGAAAGUGUAGUGACGCCCGUUCUGGGAAGGAGCCAACCAUGAACCCACCAUGAUGAGGUAUCCCUUCCUUGGGAAGGAACGAACACUAAUGUUCCUUCCUUAGGAAGGAUGGAAAACUCUGCUGCUACUGCUAUUGGAUGUUCUCUCUGAUUUGGUUCCUCUUCUCUCAAUAGUUGUCCGGGGGUCCCUACCAAUCUAUUAACCGAUGCGAUAGUAACGACUAGGGCAAAGGCAACUAUUAUAGUAGUAAGAAGUAACGUUGAGGAUGACUAAGGAGAAGAAUGGAGCGAGGACGAAAACGACUAAACGCUACUAAAUUUAACGUUCGG